UUUUCAGUCGUUCCUAAUCUAACGAGUUUUUCAACUUGUUAACUUAUCGAGGUAUGCCCAUCACCAACGUUUCUUUCUUUCCGGUGUGGCUCGUUGAAUAGAUCGGACGAAAUGGCUGCACAUAAGUCGUUCAGAAUAAAGCAAAAGCUGGCUAAGAAGCUGAAGCAGAACAGGUCCGUUCCCCAAUGGGUUCGUCUACGUACUGGCAACACAAUUCGCUACAACGCUAAGCGCCGUCACUGGAGGCGUACCAAGUUGAAGUUGUAAGCUGUUGAUUCCAGAAGCUCCACAAUUUAUUGGAAUGCUAAAGAUUCUUGAAAAGAUAUGAAAUAAAUUCGAUUUUCGGAUUAAAA
Messenger RNA from Drosophila ficusphila, 353 nucleotides. It is a transcript of the gene RpL39, whose product is annotated as 60S ribosomal protein L39. Bases 112 to 267 code for a protein of 51 amino acids. Gene Ontology annotation, biological process: translation. Gene Ontology annotation, molecular function: structural constituent of ribosome. The transcript is spliced from 3 exons. The record is from RefSeq and is a predicted model, not a curated record. Gene Ontology annotation, cellular component: cytosolic large ribosomal subunit; ribosome. NCBI's taxonomy places the organism in Eukaryota, Metazoa, Arthropoda, Insecta, Diptera, Drosophilidae.